Messenger RNA from Tachysurus vachellii, 6748 nucleotides. RefSeq names its product adhesion G protein-coupled receptor L1-like. Gene Ontology annotation, cellular component: axon; postsynaptic density; presynaptic membrane. Gene Ontology annotation, biological process: heterophilic cell-cell adhesion; cell surface receptor signaling pathway; adenylate cyclase-activating G protein-coupled receptor signaling pathway. NCBI's taxonomy places the organism in Eukaryota, Metazoa, Chordata, Actinopteri, Siluriformes, Bagridae. Bases 553 to 5034 code for a protein of 1493 amino acids. The record is from RefSeq and is a predicted model, not a curated record. Gene Ontology annotation, molecular function: carbohydrate binding; latrotoxin receptor activity; G protein-coupled receptor activity. The transcript is spliced from 26 exons.
CGCAUCGUUAAUGUCCAUGUUUUUUUGUAUUAUUUAAAGAUAAGUGUUUUAUGUCCAGGCUUUUAACACAGCUGGAGACACAUCUGGUGGACUAAAGGAACCCGACACGUCGUUAUGCUUUUGGCUCUAUUUAAAAUGGCCGACUAAAGAGGGUUUUUAUAUUAUUUUAUUUUUGCGCUGUAGCCUCUAUCCAUAUAAAUCUAUAGAAAUCUGUACACGUUUAUAUACAUAUAUUUUAUGAUUGUACAUUAAAUCCACCCCUCCACACCCCCCUGAUGCCGUAAGGUGGGGAAUUUACACUGUGGGCAGCGCGCGCGCACCGGGAAGAUGGCGGCUUAUUAAACUUUAAUGUUUAUGCGCUCGAGCCCAAAGAGGAGAGAAGAAGGAAUAAAGACAAGAGGAGGAGGAGGAGGAGGAAGAGGAUAAUGGACAACGCAUGCUAAGGUCGAGAGAGGAAGGAUACAGGAGAAAGCUUGUAUAAACUGAGAGGGAAUCCGAGUCGCUAAGCCCGCCUACUCCUCCUGGCCCCGCCCUUUUCCCCCAACCAGUACCAUGGCAGUGUCACUGUGGUUAUUGUGGAUGUGUGCCAUCUCACUGAGUACUAUCACCCCCUCGGAACAAGCUCUAAGCAGAGCAGCGAUGCCCUUCGGUCUGAUGAGGAGAGAGCUGGCAUGUGAAGGGUACCCUAUUGAGCUGCGCUGCCCAGGAAGUGAUGUCAUCAUGAUCGAGACGGCCAACUACGGCCGCACGGAUGACAAGAUUUGUGAUGCAGAUCCGUUUCAAAUGGAGAACGUGCAGUGUUACCAACCAGACGCCUUCAAGAUCAUGUCUCACAGGUGUAAUAACCGUACUCAGUGUGUAGUUGUUGCUGGAGCUGAUGUGUUUCCUGACCCCUGUCCUGGAACAUAUAAAUACCUGGAAAUCCAGUAUGAGUGUGUGCCAUACAAAGUGGACCAAAAAGUCUUCGUGUGUCCAGGUGCACUGAUUGGUGUUUUGGAGGCCAGUCUGGUGCGAGAGGCAGAGCACCAGUCAGGUGCAUGGUGUAAAGAUCCUCUGCAGGCUGCUGAUAGGUUGUAUGUGAUGCCGUGGACUCCGUACCGCACAGACACACUGUAUGAGUACGCGUCCUGGAACGACUAUCGUCAAAGCCGAGUCACCACGACGUAUAAGUUGCCGAGUCGAGUGGACGGCACCGGGUUCGUGGUGUAUGAUGGCGCUUUGUUCUACAAUAAAGAACGAACGAGGAACAUUGUUAAAUAUGACCUCCGGACCCGCAUCAAGAGUGGAGAGGCCAUCGUUACCAAUGCCAACUACCAUGACACGUCACCAUACCGCUGGGGAGGGAAGUCAGACAUUGACCUUGCUGUUGACGAACAUGGCCUGUGGGUUAUCUACGCCACAGAGGAGAACAACGGACGAAUAGUCCUCAGCCAGGUGAACCCAUACACACUGCGUUUUGAAGGCACAUGGCAGACAGGCUUUGAGAAGCGCAUGGCAUCAGACGCAUUCGUGGCUUGUGGGAUCCUGUACACUGUUCGCUCCGUCUACCAGGAUGAUGACAGUGAGGCUGGUGGGGAUUUUAUCCUAUACGCUUAUGACACACGGAGAGAAAGGGCUGAACCUGUAAGCAUUGCUUUUCCCAACCCGUACCAACACAUCUCCUCUAUCAGCUACAACCCUCGAGACAAUCAGCUGUAUGUGUGGAACAACUACAACGUGAUACGAUACCCCCUAGAGUUCAGACCCCCACAGCCCACUGCAGACCCUUUAUCCACACCACUCCUGUCCUCCACCACCGCACUCACGCCAGUCUCCUCAACAGUAUUUUUGGGCUUCAGUCCAAGCCCACCUAUCUCUGUGACAUUUAACCCAGCUGGUUCGAAAAACCGCAUCCGGCCAAUCACGGUCUCGGUGCCUGUGACGUUGCGCCCGCCGCGACCGCCUCAAGGCCGCACACCUAUGUGUGAGGAACGAGUGAGCCGUGGAGUGCAGUGGCCCAAAACACCUCAUGGAGAGUAUGUCCAGAGACCCUGUCCGAAAGGAUCGCUGGGUUUAGCCUCCUACCACUGUAUGGCUGAUGAGGUGGUGUGGAACCCAAGAGGUCCUGAUCUCAGUAAUUGUACAUCACCUUGGGUCAACCAGGUCGCUCAGAAGAUAAAGAGCGGAGAGAACGCAGCGCACAUCGCCGCCGUGCUCGUCAAUCACACACGGGGCCAGGUGUAUGCUGGUGAUGUCACUUCCUCUGUUCGCCUGAUGGAGCAGCUGCUGGAUAUUCUGGACUUCCAGCUGCAGGCAUUACGGCCUGCUAACAAAGACUCGGCUGCACGCAACUAUAACAAACUUCAGAAGAGAGAGAGAACCUGCAGAGCUUUUAUUCAGGCCAUGGUGCAGACGGCAGAUAAUCUUUUGAGCUUGAAGGCUUUGGACUCGUGGCAGGACAUGAACAUGACAGAUCAGUCUCACACGGCCACCAUGCUGCUGGACGUGAUGGAGAAAGGCUCCUUCCUGCUGGCCAACAACCUCUACGAGGGGCGAUUCAGCGAGCGUGCACCUAAUAUCGAUCUGGAGGUUUAUGUCCUCAACGCUGAUACAGAGAUCGGAGAUCUGCACUUCCCACACUCCUACGACAGUGACAGCACCAUCCAUCUCUCUGCAGCUACCAUAAAACAGUACAGCCGUAACGGUCAGGUCAAGGUGGUGUUUGCUCUUUAUAAGAACCUCGGCCCGUUCAUGUCCACACAAAACGCAACAGUGAAGACGGAGAUGGAGCUAAAGUCAGGAGGUCGGACUCUGGCCGUCAAUUCCCACGUAAUCUCCGCCUCCAUGAAUAAAGAAUCCAGCCGUGUGUUUUUGACUGAACCUGUUAACUUCACACUGAGACACCUACAGCUAGAGAAUCACUUUGGGCCGAACUGUUCGUUCUGGAACUACUCGGAGCGCUCGAUGACGGGUCAGUGGUCUUCUCAGGGCUGCAGACUGGUGUACAGUAACAACACACACACCACCUGCUCCUGCUCACAUCUCACCAACUUCGCUCUGCUCAUGAGCCGACAGACAGCCACUUACACGGACGGUGUGCAGGCCCUGAUCCUGUUUGUCGUAUCCUGGGUUGGCAUGGUGAUUUCACUAGUGUGUUUGGCUCUGUGUAUCUCCACUUUCUGCUGCAUAAAGGCUGUGCAAAGCGAACGCACCACCAUCCACAAGAACCUGUGCCUCACACUCUUCAUCUCACAACUCCUCUUCCUCAUCAGCAUGGAAAGGACCCAUUACACCGUGGCAUGCCCGGUGCUUGCUGCUCUGCUGCACUUCUUCUUGCUCUCCGUAUUUUGUUGGUUGUGUGUCGAAGCCGUUCAGCUCUACGUGUUACUGGUCGAGGUGUUUGAGAGUCCGUCCUCACGCAGGAAGUACUACUACAUCGCUGCCUAUGGCUUUCCUAUGUUGGUAGUAGCCAUUUCUGCCUCGAUUGACUAUACUGGGUACUCCAGCCCCACCAGCUGCUGGCUGCGUGUGGAUAACUACUUCAUCUGGCUGUUUAUUGGCCCGGUGUCUCUUGUUAUCCUGCUGAAUCUGGUAAUCCUUAUGGUCACGGUGCACAGGAUGAUCCGCCAUUCAAACCUGCUCAAGCCUGAUUCCAGCCGCUUCGACAACAUCAAGUGUUGGACGGUGUGUUCCGUCACUCUGCUCUUGUUGGUGACACUAACGUGGAUCUUUGGCCUCCUAUUUAUCAGUGAAAACAGCGCACUCAUGGCCUACCUAUUCACCUCCUUUAAUGCUCUGCAUGGUCUGUUUAUCUUCAUCUUUCACUGCGCACUGCAGAAGAAGGUACAUUGUGUUCAGAAGGAGUACGCUAAAUGUUUCCGUCAGUCAUCCUGCUGUGGUCACGCUGCGUCUGGUGGUCCUCACGGGUCCCUAAAGAGCUCAGCGCACCGUGGAAACAACCGAUACUACAGCGGAGGCCAAUCCAGACACAAUCAAGUGCACAGACAGAGUCGUAUCCGGAGGAUGUGGAAUGACACAGUACGCAGGCAGACUGAGUCUUCCUUUAUGGCUGACCUCAACAACACACCCACCCUCAACAGAGGAACUAAUCAUCUUCUGGCCAAUCCAGUGUUGCAGACUCGCUCUGGUUCCUCACCUUAUAACACACUGUUGGCUGAAACAUUUAACCCUCCCUCACCCGCCGUCUUCAACUCCACCGGAACCUUCAGAAAUUCAAAGGGCACUCUGUCCCGGAGUCGUGAAUCUUGUGGUCUGGAGCCUGUUCGUCUGAACGGGAACUACAAUAACAGCUACUCGGUGCACGGUGGAAGUUCCGACCUCCUUGGCAGCGUCGCGGUGGGAGACGUCAGCCCUGCCCUUUUGACCCCAAGAGGCGCAGAGCCUCCAGGAGGUAUGAGGAGGAACCUGUCAGAUGCAGCGGCGCUGGAGAAGAUGAUCAUCUCGGAGCUGGUGCAGAGCAAUCUUCGUCCUGCUGCUGAUCGCUACAGCAACAACCCGGAUACAGAGGCGGAGCCACGGGAGUAUGUAAGCGCAGGGAUGGGUCACAGGGAGCCACCCCAACGUCCUCUGCCCCGCCCACCACCACCACCUCCACAGGAUGAGGAAGAACCACUUUACAAAGCUUUGGAGAAGCCACACCUUCCUGAAAAACCACGUGUUCCUGAUAAACCCCAUGUACCGGAGAAGCCACGCCUCUUGGAGCACACACAGUCAGUGUUCUAUCAGAGUGAGGAGGAUUCAGAAAGCUUUUCGGCUGAAAUCACAGACAGCGUGGCUGGAGUCGGCCCUGACUCCUCCUCCCUGUAUGCAAGAGACAGAGACUCAUCCUAUCCUGACAGCAGCCCUGAGGGUUUGGGAACUGAACCUCGUUCAGCCCUGCCCCCUGACGAAUUAUACUUCAGCACAGGGAGACACGCCCACGUCUCUGCCUUCUACCAGCCCCCAUCACGCCGGACCAACGAGGAGGGUCGGCUGGGGCUAGACUCCUCCCAUGGAGAAGGUGAUGGACAGAUGCAGCUGGUGACGAGCCUGUGACUAGGGCGCUGGUGACCAGGACAUGGAGAUCUAAGGGAGGAAGAAGGAGGAGUGACAUUAUCAUCAUUAUCAUCCAUCACUGUAGCACAGUACUACAGCACCCUAGUGUUUAGCUUAAAGGCUGUUAUGUAAGACGAGUGAGACGUAGUCUAACUGCAAAACUGGAUGUUUUUAACCAAAGUCAGUUCCAGUUCCACAUCUCGAGCCAGGUUUGAUCUUAAGCUUCGUGUCUGAGUGACGGUUUAGCGUUUUGUCCAUGCUUGUCCAUCAGUUUACUCUAACCUUCAUCACAUACACGGUCAUUAGUGGUAUAACGUCAUUAGUGCUGCUAUGUGAUGGAAUGGUACACACCAUACAGGGGUUAGGACUGAUGGCACUCAGGAUUACUACCACUCUAAAGUAAUGAAUGAACAUUAAUGGGCGCUCCUUUGUCCACUGAGAUGAUGUUUCAACUUUUUGCAUUCCAGAAGUUAGUGGGAAUGAAAUGGGAAGUGGUGCAGAGGAAAACCUGAGUACUGAUAUUACACAAGCACAGUUAUGUUCUCUAGCUAAUCCAGUUCAUGGUUAAAAACAUAACUGAUUAUUUGCACAAUUAUGAACUGAGAUGGCAGGUGGUUUGUGGUAUAAUAAAUAGGGACACCCUGAAAAAGCACAUGUACCAAAAACCUGGUGGUGAUGAUGAUGAUGAUGAUGAUGAUGAUGAUGAUGAUGAUGAUGAGAAGGCAAAGAAAACAAUAAAGAAGAAGAUUAUGAUGGCUUCCUCCUCUGAGUCUCUAUCUCCUGGUCACCCCCACACCCACCCUGCUCAUCUUCACUGCCAUUCAUCAACUCUCUCUUUUAGUCUCUCUCUAUAUUGUAUAUUUGUCCUUCAGAUAUAUCAUCUGUCUGUCACUUCACAUAUUUCUGUCUCAUUCUCUCUCUCAGCCUUCCUGUAUCCUCUCUCUCUCUCUCUCUCUCUCUCUCUCUCUCUCUCUCUCUCUCUCUCUCUCAGGGUGGAGUGUUGGAUUGCGUCCUGGUUCUUAUUUAAUGUAUUGUUCGUUGGUUCCCUUUCCUUCUGCCCCUUAUAGAAGAAUGUGACACUUUCUCCAGAGACAACAGAACAAAAACUUUUGACAUUGCCAAAAAAAUCCUUUUUAAAGGGAGCACACACACACACACACACACACACACACACACACACACACACACACACACACACACACCGAACUCCUUUCUUGAAAUCACAGUGUUCACACUGAAAGGCCUUCCCCGGCGGUCAGGGGUCAAAUGUUAGUUAUGGACCCAACGUUGGACUGUUUGGUUCAUUUUGCUGCAACCUGGUUGGACCUUUGGCACCGUGGACCUCGGACAUGUCCCAGGGGCCUCGCCCAAUCAGCUUCUUUGGUUCAGAGACUAGCUCACAGCUCCGCCUCUUUUUCUAGGCCCAUCCAGGAGGCACGAGCAGUCUAUUGUCAUGUAUCUGGUGUAAAUAGCAGUAAGAGAAUGAACGUUUCAGAACCUGCUUCUUGUAAUAUCUACAAAUGUUACAAACAAAACGGAAACAAAACCACGUAAAAGGAUGUGUAGAAGACCUGAAUGAUACUCUAUAUCUUUCACUAAUCUCUCCCUCUGUCGUUCUCUCCUUCUCCUCCUCUUUCUUCUGUCUCCUGUCUUUCCUCCACCUUUGCUCUUCCUCUUUGAGAGAGUGACAGAAGGACUGGAUUUUGAUCAAGAG